AUGCGGGCAACAGUUGGGAUCAUCGCUCUGCUUGUUUCGAGUGCUGAAGCGCAGCUGGGCACCGACUUGUCGCGUGAGCAGCUCAAGCCGCUAACAGCCUUCCGCCAGCAACAUCGUCGCCUGGUCGACGGGCGCUUGUGUGCUGCUGCGUUUGUGCAGGAUAAGCGCGUGUACACAGGAUGCACGGAUGUGCUCUGCUGA
Molecule: messenger RNA, 201 nt
Organism: Symbiodinium natans
Lineage: Eukaryota; Dinophyceae; Suessiales; Symbiodiniaceae
Source: the annotation of a GenBank genome assembly